This is a messenger RNA of Cebus imitator (Panamanian white-faced capuchin), 5236 nucleotides long. RefSeq names its product multiple C2 and transmembrane domain containing 1 (gene MCTP1). Gene Ontology annotation, biological process: regulation of neurotransmitter secretion. The record is from RefSeq and is a predicted model, not a curated record. The transcript has 22 exons. Lineage: Eukaryota; Metazoa; Chordata; Mammalia; Primates; Cebidae. Gene Ontology annotation, cellular component: synaptic vesicle membrane. Bases 787 to 2919 code for a protein of 710 amino acids. Gene Ontology annotation, molecular function: calcium ion binding.
GAGCCCCGGGCUGCCGCGGCGGGCGAGCCGGAGCCGGCGGCGGCGUCCUCCUCCUUUCAGGCCCGGCUCUGGAAGAACCUGCAGCUGGGAGUGGGCAGGAGCAAGGUCGGCGGGGGUGGGGGCGGGGGCGGGCGCGCGGGGGGUCCGGAGCGCCGCACUGCGGACACCCUGUCGGCCUCCCCGCCACCCCCGGGGGGCACGCGGGGCGCACCUGCCGGCGGGAGUGGUGCAGGCAGCAGGUGGAGCGGCUUCAAGAAGCGAAAGCAAGUGCUGGACCGAGUCUUCUCCUCCUCGCAGCCCAACCUGUGCUGCUCCUCGCCGGAGCCCCUAGAGCCCGGCGGCGCCGCCGGCAGAGCCGAGCAGGGGUCCACGCUGCGUCGCCGGAUCCGCGAGCAUUUGCUCCCCGCCGGAAAGGGGCCGGUGGCUACCGCAGGAGCAGCGGGAGGGACGCCUCCUGGCGGUCGCUCCCCGGACUCGGCUCCCUCCUCUUCCUCCGCCUCAUCCUCCCUGUCCUCCUCGCCCCAGCCGCCGCCGAGGGGGGACCGCGCCCGAGAUGAGGGUGCACGGCGUCGGGGCCCCGGGGCGCAUUUGUGCCAUCAGAAGAGCUCCUCUCUGCCGGGCACCGCUUGCCUGGAGCACCUGCUGGAGCCGCCGCCGCCUCCCGCAGAGCCAGCGCGGAGCCCCGCGGAAUCUCGGGCCCCAGAGACAGGCGACGAGCGCGGCAGCAGCCAGAAAAUAAACACUGCUGGAACCAGUAAUGCAGAAGUCCCCUUGGCUGAUCCCGGAAUGUACCAGUUGGACAUUACAUUAAGAAGGGGUCAAAGUUUAGCUGCCCGAGAUCGAGGAGGGACAAGUGAUCCAUAUGUGAAGUUUAAAAUCGGAAGAAAGGAAGUUUUUAGAAGUAAGAUAAUACACAAGAACCUCAACCCUGUAUGGGAAGAAAAAGCCUGCAUUCUGGUUGAUCAUCUUAGGGAGCCAUUGUAUAUAAAGGUAUUUGACUAUGAUUUUGGACUACAGGAUGACUUUAUGGGCUCAGCCUUUCUGGAUCUGGCACAAUUGGAGUUAAACAGGCCUACCGAUGUGACCCUUACUCUGAAAGAUCCUCAUUAUCCUGACCAUGAUCUUGGAAUCAUUUUGCUCUCAGUCAUCCUUACCCCUAAAGAAGGAGAGUCCAGGGAUGUGCAGAGUUCAAUCCACAGCUUUCUUCAUUGGAGAAUUUGUGAAAUAAAAACAAUGCUAAUGAGGAAGAGUUGGAAAAGAUCAAGUAAGUUUCAGACCCAAAGUUUACGCCUAUCAGACCUACACAGAAAAUCACAUCUUUGGAGAGGGAUAGUCAGCAUCACCUUGAUUGAAGGGAGAGACCUCAAGGCCAUGGAUUCCAAUGGGUUGAGUGACCCCUACGUGAAGUUCCGGCUUGGGCAUCAGAAGUACAAGAGCAAGAUUAUGCCAAAAACAUUGAAUCCUCAGUGGAGGGAACAAUUUGAUUUUCACCUUUAUGAAGAAAGAGGAGGAAUCAUUGAUAUCACUGCCUGGGACAAAGAUGCUGGGAAAAGGGAUGAUUUUAUCGGCAGGUGCCAGGUCGACCUGUCAGCCCUCAGUAGGGAACAGACGCACAAGUUGGAGUUGCAGCUGGAAGAGGGUGAGGGACACCUGGUGCUGCUGGUCACUCUGACAGCAUCAGCCACAGUCAGCAUCUCUGACCUCUCCGUCAACUCCCUGGAGGACCAGAAGGAACGAGAGGAGAUAUUAAAGAGAUAUAGCCCAUUGAGGAUAUUUCACAACCUGAAAGAUGUGGGAUUUCUCCAGGUGAAAGUCAUCAGAGCGGAAGGAUUGAUGGCUGCUGACGUCACUGGAAAAAGUGACCCAUUUUGUGUGGUAGAACUGAACAACGAUAGACUGUUAACACAUACUGUCUACAAAAACCUCAAUCCUGAGUGGAACAAAGUCUUCACAUUCAACAUUAAAGAUAUCCAUUCAGUUCUUGAAGUGACAGUUUAUGAUGAAGAUCGGGAUCGAAGUGCUGACUUUCUGGGCAAAGUUGCUAUACCAUUGCUGUCUAUUCAAAAUGGUGAACAGAAAGCCUACGUCUUGAAAAACAAGCAGCUGACAGGGCCAACAAAGGGGGUCAUCUAUCUUGAAAUAGAUGUGAUUUUUAAUGCUGUGAAAGCCAGCUUACGAACAUUAAUACCCAAAGAACAGAAGUACAUUGAAGAGGAAAACAGACUCUCUAAACAGCUGCUACUAAGAAACUUUAUCAGAAUGAAACGUUGUGUUAUGGUGCUGGUAAAUGCUGCGUACUACGUUAAUAGUUGCUUUGAUUGGGAUUCACCCCCAAGGAGUCUCGCUGCUUUUGUGCUCUUUCUCUUUGUUGUCUGGAACUUUGAGCUCUACAUGAUACCACUGGUUUUGUUGUUACUAUUGACAUGGAACUACUUCUUGAUAAUAUCAGGGAAAGAUAACAGGCAACGUGAUACAGUAGUGGAGGACAUGCUAGAGGACGAGGAAGAAGAAGAUGACAAAGAUGACAAGGACAGUGAAAAAAAGGGAUUUAUAAAUAAAAUCUACGCCAUCCAGGAGGUAUGUGUCAGUGUCCAGAACAUCCUAGAUGAAGUGGCUUCCUUUGGCGAAAGGAUAAAGAAUACUUUCAACUGGACUGUCCCAUUCUUAAGCUGGCUGGCCAUUGUAGCCCUCUGUGUGUUCACAGUCAUCCUGUACUGCAUUCCGCUGAGAUACAUUGUCCUUGUCUGGGGAAUCAAUAAAUUUACAAAAAAGCUUCGGAGUCCAUAUGCAAUUGAUAACAAUGAACUACUUGACUUCCUUUCCAGAGUCCCUUCAGAUGUACAAGUGGUGCAGUAUCAAGAAUUGAAACCAGAUCCUUCUCACAGCCCAUAUAAAAGAAAGAAAAACAAUCUUGGUUAGCCAGCUCCCAGCACUGAGGAGACCAGCAUCUGUUUGGGAAGAUAAAAGAAGAAAAAGCUCUCAGCCUCAGCAGCAUUUCCUUUCUUUCUGCUUUUUAUUUAUUUUGCCUUUUUAUCAUGAUGGAGAGAAUUUGUAAAUAGUGUACAAAGGGAUAUGUCUUUGAAAAUAUACUUCUAUUGUACAGACUCGAUAAAGGUUUUGCUACUGCUGUGUGAAAGCCUUGUUAGCUGUGGAUAAUAAUAUAACACACUGAAAGAACAAAUAUAAGAAUGAUAACAUUGGAAGAUAUAUACUUAUCUAAUUACAAGUGGAUUAAAUACUCACCUGUGCUCUGAUUAAAUCAACAUCACUGUAAAUGUCAAUUUGAUUUUAAUGUGACUAUUUUUUAUCUCAAAAGUAAUCCAUUACACUUUUCUAUGUUUUAUACAUUUCAAAAGGUAGAGAAAUCCCAAAGCCUGAAUAAUGGAAUAGAUGCAUUUCAAUUUAACAUAUAUUCUGGCUUUAGAUCCUGACAUUCACUCCUGCGCAAAUUACUUAGGUAUGACUAGGCUGAUUUUAAGCAAAUAAGGUACAUUCACUCCCUCAAGAGAAUCUUCAAUACUCUGCAAUUCUCUAAAGAAAACUUUCAAACCUUCUAACAAUCAUUCCAUCUAAAACCUUAAAAUCUCUACAGGACUACACCACAUAAAUACUGCCAGUUUAUAAACAAUUGCCUAUCUGAAUUUUUAUACCUACCAUUAAUUUAAUUUAUACAGAGUUAGCAAAUUAGCAACGCAGUAUAGUUAUCAACAAUACUAGCAAACUAUAUCCAUAUUGCUUUUGGUGUCAGAUUGUAUCUGUGCAUCUAAAAAUAUUUUAAUACUCAAGUGCUCUCACAAAAAAACUCUGCUUUCUCAUUAGAUUACUGAAAUGCUCUAAUUCAUACUAUGAUUUUGUUAUUAGUGUGAAUUUUAAUGUAGAGGAGAAUGCAGUGUGCUAAGUGAUAUGCCAGUGUUUCACUACAUUUAUUAAAAAAAAAAUUCUUGAUAAUGCAUGAAAACCUGUUUUGUAAAAUAAACUGCUUGGGGGUGGUGGUUGCCUUUAACAAUGUUUCACUAUUAUCAUAGAAUCUACACUUAAAAAUUGCAUUCCCAAGACUCUUAAAGUAGUUUUUGUAUCUUACUCCCUGGUAUAUUGAGGGAGCAUACCUCUGGAGAAAAAUAAUUUGGUUGGUUGAGAAUGUCUUACUUCCCUGACUUGGUAGGGGAUUACACUCAGUUGAAACUGCAGCAAACAAUGCUUUGCACUACUUUAUUAAUAAUAGACUGGCGUGGGGUAAAAGUGGGGGUUAUGCUGGAAAAGUUAUAGAAAAGCUGAAAAAUGUAUUUCACUCUAAAGGAAGAUUCUUUAGUGAUAAAUUUAAUCUCAUUGAAGCUGAUUUUUAAAGUAUUUUUAUUUUAGAGAUAAGUUGUUAAAUACUAUUUCUUAUAAUAGAACUAUUUUGAUCUGUUUAUAUACUAUGCUUGAAUGUCAAUUAAAUUCCCUUUCUACAGAAAGGCUUUGACCUCAACAUGCUCUAUUUAAUGUAUCAUGUUUAAAAUGACAUGCUUCCAUCUGCAUACCAUCACUGUUUGUUGCUAAAAACAUAAUGUUCCAUGAACUUGAUGUUACUACAGAAAGUUUAUUGAUGAAAUAAUUGUUUGAAAUAACUUUCGAAUAUACCUUAUGUGAGACUUAUGUUCUAUGCUGGCAAUGUGUACUCAGAUGUCUCUAAGCCUGAUAUUCUACAACCUGAGAUGUAUCUAGUGGAUAGUAACCAUUAACAGAUGACUAAUUUGUUUGUUUCACUGUUUCAAAUUUCAGAUGUUUAGUUCAAUGGUAAUGUUGACUACACAUUCACUGCAUUAAAUACAAAAGAAAAUAAUCUUUCCCAUGUAUAAUCAAUACUCUUUUUUUGGUGGUUCAGAGAUUAAUGGGGGAUUGUGUGUAUAUUCUUAUAAAUUAUAUUUCACUUGGAGAAACACAGAUUUGGUUUAAACAAACAGGGCUUUUCCUGAAACUCUGACUCUUGUAUAACAAUACCUUUGGAGGGAUGCGAUGCAAUGAAAUUCACAGAGGAAUAAGAACUAGUUUGAGGCACAAAAGAGAUAUUCACGGAAAUCUUCAUCACUUCUAGAAACUACUACAUUCACAGGCUGAAAACAGACUAUGUAUAGUAAAAUUUUAACUAUUUCUUUGUCCUUCUCACAUAGGUUCAAUUCUGUCUUGAGAGCUGCCCGACUUGUCUUGAUUUUGAGAGAUUUGUGAUGUAAAUAUUUUAAGAUAUCUUGAGAUUGAA